Pelobates fuscus (common spadefoot toad) is the source of this 2394-nucleotide messenger RNA. It is a transcript of the gene SRSF10, whose product is annotated as serine and arginine rich splicing factor 10. Gene Ontology annotation, cellular component: spliceosomal complex. Gene Ontology annotation, molecular function: RNA binding. The record is from RefSeq and is a predicted model, not a curated record. Bases 144 to 911 code for a protein of 255 amino acids. Gene Ontology annotation, biological process: positive regulation of mRNA splicing, via spliceosome. Lineage: Eukaryota; Metazoa; Chordata; Amphibia; Anura; Pelobatidae. The transcript is spliced from 6 exons.
GUUUCGGGGGCGGAGGCUCGAGCGGCCAUUGUGAUUCGCGCGCUCGGUCGAAGUGUGUGUGAGAUUGUCGGCGCUGUGUAGGUCGUUCCGGGUCUUUUUCUCAUCCUCUCCUGUGCGGUGUGUAGCUGCUCGCGGUCGGCGCCAUGUCUCGGUAUCUCCGUCCUCCCAACACAUCGCUCUUCGUCAGGAACGUGGCGGACGAUAUCAGGUCAGAAGACCUGCGUCGGGAGUUUGGUCGAUAUGGUCCUAUUGUUGAUGUCUACGUGCCUCUUGAUUUCUACACUCGUCGCCCCAGGGGGUUUGCUUAUGUUCAGUUUGAAGAUGUACGUGAUGCAGAAGAUGCCUUGCAUAACUUGGACAAGAAGUGGAUAUGUGGACGUCAGAUUGAAAUUCAGUUUGCACAAGGAGACCGAAAAACACCAAAUCAAAUGAAAGCCAAGGAGGGAAGAAGCGAUUAUGAUGAAUAUGACCGGUACAGUAGGAGGUCCAGAAGUCGUAGCUAUGAAAGGAGAAGAUCUCGGAGUCGAUCUCUUGAUCAGAACUAUGGGAGAUCCUACAGCCCGAGGGGCCGUGCAUCAGAAAGGCCACGUCGUAGCAGAAGCCGUUCAGAACAUGGCAGGUUCAGCCGUCGGAAUCGAUCACAAUCCAGGUCUGGAUCAAACUCUAGGUCACGCUCAAAGUCCCAGCCAAAGAAGGAAGUAAGACACCAUCGCUCUGGCAGUAGAUCCAAUUCCAGAUCCCGGGCAGCUUCCAAAGCAGACAGCAAAUCAAAUCAUAAACAAAGCUCCAAAUAUAGCAGGGAAUCAAGAAGAGAACAAGAGAGAUCAAAAUCCCCAUCCCACUCUCCAUCCAGAUCACGGUCAAAAUCUAGAUCAAGGUCUUGGAAUAGUCAUAAAUCCAGUGGCCAUUAAUGCUAUUGAGUUCUUUUAUAGAAAUGUGAAUGUUUUUUGUUUUCUCGCCCUCCCCUCCUACACCCCAUCCAUCUUAAAGAUGCAAGUGCAACAAUUUGUGUCUAUUUCCUAUGUUGUAACCAUAAGUGAGAAGUGAAAAUACCUUAAACAAUGUUGUCAACUUUUUAUUUAGUUUUGUUAAUCUGUUAUUCAAGCUACUUUCUCUUCAACGCUAGUUUGACUCUGUACCUAUGUACAGCAUUUUUUAUUAUUAAUAGUGUUUAAACUGGCUGCAUAACCUUUUUGUAACAUGUAACUAUUUUGCCUAAAAGCCACAAAGGUUUGUGAAAUGGUUAGGAAUGAUUUCUAUUUAGAAAACGAUUUGCAUAUAUAUACAUUUCAUAUGAUGGACUGACUCAGUGUACAGUAAAUAAAGCGGUUUCCUAAUUAAAGGCAAAAAAAUGUAAGUGUUUUCUGAAUGGUAAUGCAAAAUUCAAGAUUUUAGUGUUUUCCAGUAUACAAUAAAUCCCUGUGCCAAGGAUUAGAAUCUCCACGUUUUGCAUGGUGUUAUGAGGCUGUAAAACUAAAUGCACCAUAUGUUGGCAUUUGUAAUCAAAUAGUGUUAAUGUGUGAGCAGAUUAAUGUAUUGAGGUGGGUGCAUGAAUUUCAGUUUUUGUGUGUGAAUAUUUCAUAAUUUCUUGAAUGCUGUUUGGUUUCAAAUCGGAAGUAAACUUGUUUGUACCCCCCACUUCUGUAGUAGUUAAUUUUUGUUCAUUAAGGUAUCACUUGGGAUUUUAUUUGAUUGUGUGAAGUAAUUUUUAUUAAUAAAUACUUGGGGUGCUCUCUAAUUUCAUGAUUAACUCAGUCUAGUUGGGAAACACUGGAUCAAAAAAAUUAGCCCAUUACAGGACAUAUCUUGAGGACUCUUACAGAGACAGGCACUUGAGAUGUCCCAUCUCUACAUUGUUUUGUAUGCAAUUUUAUUAACACACUGCAGUUUUUGUGGAGCUGCUGUAAUACAACUUACUUUACCAUUGCAAAAAAGAACAAAACUUUGUGUAUUUAUAUUUUUGUAAAAUCUUUAUGAAUCUCAUAAUUUCUGAAUAAUACCUGUAGAAAUUCAUAUAAUUUGCUUUUGUCAUUUAGUUUAAAUAGGUUUCCCUUGUACCUGAGACUUCACUUUUUAGUUUAUGUAAUCAUUUAUCUGCAGGACACAAUCGUGUUUAUCAAGUUUUUGUUAGUCUUUAAUAGUAUAUUGUAAUGUUUGCUGAAGACCUGUUGUGGAAUUGUCAUUUAUGUUCCCUUUCUUAUAAAGCUUGUAAAAAGAGGUAUUUUUAUAUGUUCUUAACAGAUGGUGUGUUAAAAACAUUAACUGAUAGCAACCAGUUUAAUUCCAAUAUAUACUCUGCUUGUUGUAUAUUUGGCAAACAUACUGUAAUAAAAAUGGAAAUUGUUUGUGUCCAUUUUUAUUUUCAAUAAACGAAAUGUCUAACCUGAUGCAAAA